Messenger RNA from Choloepus didactylus (southern two-toed sloth), 951 nucleotides. Its product is annotated as olfactory receptor 4C15-like. NCBI's taxonomy places the organism in Eukaryota, Metazoa, Chordata, Mammalia, Pilosa, Megalonychidae. Gene Ontology annotation, biological process: G protein-coupled receptor signaling pathway. The coding region runs from base 16 to 951 and encodes 311 amino acids. The transcript has a single exon. The record is from RefSeq and is a predicted model, not a curated record. Gene Ontology annotation, molecular function: G protein-coupled receptor activity; olfactory receptor activity. Gene Ontology annotation, cellular component: membrane.
GUUUCCUCUGAAAUCAUGCAUAACCAAAGCUCUGUAACUGAGUUCAUCCUCCUUGGGCUUUCACAGAAUCCAAAUGUUCAGAAAACAGUAUUUGUUGUAUUUUUGUUUGGCUACAUUGCAACCAUUGGGUGCAACUUGCUAAUUUUGGUGACAAUCGUCAGCAGCCCAGCACUCCUGGGCUCCCCCAUGUUCUUCUUUCUGGCUUUCCUGUCAUUCCUGGAUUCAUGCUUCUCCUCUGUCAUUGCCCCAAAGAUGAUUGUGGACUCCCUCUAUGGUAGGAAAACCAUCUCCUUCCAGGGCUGCAUGACCCAGAUCUUUGCUGAACACUUCUUUGCUGGGGUGGAGGUGAUUGUCCUCACUGCCAUGGCCUAUGACCGCUAUGUGGCCAUUUGCAAGCCCUUGCACUACACUUCAAUCAUGAACUGCAAACUCUGUGGCAUUCUAAUGGGUGUAGCCUGGACAGGCGGUUUCCUGCAUUCUGCAAUACAAAUUCUCUUUACUUUCCAGCUGCCUUUCUGUGGCCCCAAUAUCAUUGAUCACUUCAUUUGUGACUUGUACCCAUUGUUGGAGCUUGCUUGCAAGGACACACACAUCCUUGGCCUUUUGGUUGUUGCCAACAGUGGGUUUAUCUGCAUCAUAAAUUUCACCUUGUUGCUUGUCUCCUAUGGUGUCAUCUUGCUGUCUCUGAGAACUCACAGCUCUGAAGGGCGGCGGAAAGCUCUCUCCACCUGUGGAUCUCACAUUGCUGUUGUGAUUUUGUUCUUUGUCCCGUGCAUAUUUUUGUAUGCACGACCUCCAUCUGCUUUCUCCUUAGACAAAAUUAUGACAAUAUUUGCCACCAUUCUAACUCCCCUGCUCAACCCUUUGAUUUACACUUUUAGGAAUAAGGAAGUGAAAAAUGCCAUGGAGAAGGUGUGGAACAGAUUGGUGGUAUAUUUUGAGGAAAAUUAA